GCCGCGAUGGGAUCGGGCGCGGGCUCGCCCUUUGGGGUCUUCCGGCUCCAGUGGCUGCUGUUGUUUGGCACGGUGGGCCCGGUCCUCGGUGGGGCUCGGCCAGGCUUUCAACAGACCUCACAUCUCUCUUCUUAUGAAAUUAUAACUCCUUGGAGAUUAACUAGAGAACGAAGAGAAGCCCCUAGGCCCUAUUCAGAACAGGUGUCUUAUAUCAUUCAAGCUGAAGGAAAAGAGCAUAUUAUUCACUUGGAAAGGAACAAUGACUUUUUACCCCGAGAUUUUGUAGUUUAUACCUACAACAAGGAAGGGGCUUUGAUCUCAGACCAUCCCGAUGUACAGAAUCAUUGUCAUUAUCGGGGCUAUGUGGAGGGAAUUUCUAAUUCAUCCAUUGCUCUCAGCGACUGCUUUGGACUCAGAGGAUUGCUGCAUAUAGAGAAUGUGAGUUACGGGAUCGAACCUCUGCAAAACAGCUCUCAUUUUGAGCACAUCUUUUAUCGAAUGGAUGAUGUCCACAAAGAGCCUCUGAAAUGUGGGGUUUCCAACAAGGACAUGGAGAAAGAAACCACAAACUAUGAAGAAGAAGAGCCUCUCAGCGUCACUCAGCUACUUCGAAGAAGAAGAGCUGUCCUGCCACAGACCCGAUAUGUGGAGCUGUUCAUUGUUGUAGACAAAGAAAGGUAUGACAUGAUGGGAAGAAAUCAGACUGCAGUGAGAGAGGAGAUGAUCCGUUUAGCAAACUACUUGGAUAGUAUGUAUAUUAUGUUGAAUAUUCGAAUUGUACUAGUUGGCCUAGAGAUUUGGACAAAUGGAAACCUGAUCAACAUAAUUGGAGGUGCGGGUGAUGUGUUGGGGAACUUUGUACAGUGGCGGGAAAAGUUUCUCAUAACACGUCGGAGACAUGACAGUGCACAGCUAGUUCUGAAGAAAGGUUUUGGUGGGACUGCGGGAAUGGCAUUUGUGGGAACAGUAUGUUCAAGGAGCCACGCAGGCGGGAUUAACGUGUUUGGGCAAAUCACAGUGGAGACGUUUGCAUCCAUUGUUGCUCAUGAGUUGGGUCAUAACCUUGGAAUGAAUCAUGAUGAUGGCAGAGAUUGUUUUUGUGGAGCAAAGAGCUGCAUCAUGAAUUCAGGAGCAUCAGGUUCCAGAAACUUUAGCAGUUGCAGUGCAGAGGACUUUGAGAAGUUAACUUUAAAUAAAGGAGGAAACUGCCUUCUUAAUAUUCCAAAGCCUGAUGAAGCCUAUAGUGCUCCUUUCUGUGGUAAUAAAUUGGUGGAUCCUGGGGAAGAGUGUGACUGUGGUACUCCAAAGGAGUGUGAAUCGGACCCUUGUUGUGAAGGAACUACUUGUAAACUUAAAUCAUCUGCCGAAUGUGCAUAUGGUGACUGCUGUAAAGACUGUUGGUUCCUUCCAGGAGGUACUUUGUGCCGAGGAAAAACCAACGAAUGUGAUGUUCCAGAAUAUUGCAAUGGUUCUUCUCAGUUCUGUCAGCCAGAUGUUUUUAUUCAGAAUGGAUAUCCUUGCCAGAAUAAUAAGGCCUAUUGUUACAAUGGCAUGUGCCAAUAUUAUGAUGCUCAGUGUCAAGUCAUUUUUGGCUCAAAAGCCAAGGCUGCCCCAAGAGAUUGUUUCAUUGAUGUGAAUUCUAAAGGUGACAGAUUUGGCAAUUGUGGUUUCUCUGGCAAUGAAUACAAGAAGUGUGCCACUGGGAAUGCAUUGUGUGGCAAGCUUCAGUGUGAGAAUGUACAAGACAUGCCUGUAUUUGGAAUCGUGCCUGCUAUUAUUCAGACUCCCAGUAAAGGCACCAAAUGUUGGGGUGUGGAUUUCCAGCUAGGAUCAGAUGUUCCAGAUCCUGGGAUGGUGAAUGAAGGCACAAGAUGUGACAAUGGAAAGAUCUGUAGAAACUUCCAGUGUGUAAAUGCUUCUGUUCUGAAUUAUGACUGUGAUAUUCAGAAAAAGUGUCAUGGACAUGGGGUAUGUAAUAGCAAUAAGAAUUGUCACUGUGAGAAUGGCUGGGCUCCCCCAAAUUGUGAGACUAAAGGAUACGGAGGAAGUGUGGACAGUGGACCUACAUACAAUGAAAAGAAUACUGCACUGAGAGAUGGACUUCUGGUAUUCUUCUUUCUAAUUGUUCCCCUUAUUGUAUGUGCUGCUUUUGUCUUCAUCAAGAGAGAUCAACUGUGGAGAAGCUACUUCCAAAAGAAGAGAUCACAAACAUAUGAAUCAGAUGGCAAAAAUCAAGCAAAAGCUUCUAGACAACCAGUGAGCGUUCCUCGACAUGUUUCUUCAGUGACUCCUCCCAGAGAAGCUCCUAUCUAUGCAAACAGAUUUCCAGUACCAACUUAUGCAGCCAAGCAGCCUCAGCAGUUCCCCUCAAGGCCACCUCCACCACAACCGAAAGUAUCAUCUCAGGGAAAUUUAAUUCCUGCUCGUCCUGCACCUGCACCUCCUUUAUAUAGUUCCCUCACUUGAAUUUUUUUUUUUUUUUUUUACCUUUACUUUUGCAGACAUCUUCAGGGAA
This is a messenger RNA of Canis lupus familiaris (dog), 2515 nucleotides long. It is a transcript of the gene ADAM9, whose product is annotated as ADAM metallopeptidase domain 9. NCBI's taxonomy places the organism in Eukaryota, Metazoa, Chordata, Mammalia, Carnivora, Canidae. Gene Ontology annotation, biological process: membrane protein ectodomain proteolysis; cell-cell adhesion mediated by integrin; transforming growth factor beta receptor signaling pathway. Gene Ontology annotation, cellular component: plasma membrane. Gene Ontology annotation, molecular function: metalloendopeptidase activity; integrin binding. The record is from RefSeq and is marked provisional.